This is a messenger RNA of Benincasa hispida (wax gourd), 5478 nucleotides long. Lineage: Eukaryota; Viridiplantae; Streptophyta; Magnoliopsida; Cucurbitales; Cucurbitaceae. The record is from RefSeq and is a predicted model, not a curated record.
CAUGUUCCACUGUUUUCGCUCCACCAGUGAAAUUCAGAAUGAGAGCCAUGAAUCCUUCUCCAUUUCCUAACCAAACUUUCCCCAGUUUGCUUCCUUCAAACCCUAACCCUAAUUUUCAUAUCCCUGAUUCUUCACAUUUCCAACCUCAAAAUCCUCCUCUCGACUUGUUUUCUUCCCUUUCCUCUCUCAAAAACCUCAUCAAUGUUGCCAACCAAACCCUUCAAUCUCUCUCCUACCUCACCCUCACCCCAACCCCAUCUCACUACGGCAACGAUUCCUAUCUCGUUCAGUGCCAUUUUGAUCGGCGCCACCGUGUGCCCCCUCAUUCUCUCUUCCGCCACUCCCUCAUCUGCCCUUCCGCUUCCCUGCCACGUAUCGACCCGACCCAACUCCUCCAAUCCUUGCAUUACCCUCAAACGCUUCUUCAUUCAUCUCGUCAAUUGGUUAAUGAGAAACGCUUCUCUCAAAUGCUCCCGGAUUCGGAUGCCGACCUUUGCUUUUCUCUCAAUGAUUUUACUGAUGCCACUUCCAAUUUCUUCUAUCUUGAUUGUCCUAGCGUUGUUGCCUCGUCUAACCUGGAUGAAAUCUCCAAAGUUUUCACUCUUCCCCGUAUUUUGGCUGUUCAUUGCGCUAAUUUUAUUGGUAAUGACCAUCCAGAGAUGAAGAGUACGUUGAAGGGGUUACGAAUACUUCCCUCUGACUUGUGGGUUCUUAGAAGUGAGGUAGAAGCGUGGGACGAAUACCCCAAUAUGUACUCAUUUGUUGUGCUUCGGUCCAUAUUGGGCUCAGAGAUGGCCAUGGACAGCCAUUUGAUGACAUGGAUCAUUGCAAAUUCGCCUCGGUAUGGUGCUGUUCUUGAUGUUGCUAUGAGGGAUCAUGUAUUUUUGCUGUUUAGGUUGUGUUUUAUGGCAAUCUAUAAGGAAGCUUUGGGAUUUCAAAUUGCGUUGGAAAAUGGAAAUGGAAUGGAGGGUGGAUCAGGGAAUAGCUGUUUUAACUGUCCGAUUUUGAUUCAAGUAUUAAUGUGGCUAGCAUCGCAGCUUUCCGUGUUGUAUGGGGAAACAAAUGGGAAAUUCUUUGCUAUUCACAUGCUUAGACAAUGUAUACUAGAUGCUGCAUUGCGGCUGUUGCUUUUACCAUCGGAACAAAAGCCAGUGGAGAGUCUGACUUUAGGAGAGGGUUCUCAUAAUCUGGAAACUAGUUGUAGUGACACACAGAGUGUGAAGUUGAAUGAAUUGGAUCAGAAAGUUGUAAAUAAUGGCAAUGUUACAGGAGAAGAAACGGUCAAUUGUAGGGAGAUUCUUGUGUCCCAAGUGGCUGCAGCCGUUGCAGCAUUGCAUGAGCGUUUUCUACUUGAAGAAAAGAUCAAAACCUUACGCUUUUCUCAUCUACAAACUAAAUAUCAGCGGGUUUCUGAGUAUAACUAUAUCUCUCAAAGAGCUUGUGAAGAACGUAAAAGACGUUGCAACUAUAGACCUAUAAUUGAGCAUGAUGGACUCCCAAAGCAGCAGUUUCAUAAUGAGGAUACAAACAAGACCAAAACAAGGGAGGAACUCUUGGCUGAAGAAAGGGAUUAUAAACGUCGAAGAAUGUCAUACCGUGGAAAGAAGGCAAAGCGAUCAACUUUACAGGUUACAAGGGAUAUUAUUGAGGAAUACAUGGAGGAGAUUAUGAAAGCUGGAGGAAUUGGGUGCUUUGUGAAGGGACCUGAAGAGAGAGGGACAAAAUCUGAACAACCCACUGAUCAUAACAUUACAAGAAAUAUUAUUGCUGAUGGGCACACAAAAGGAAGCAACGACUCACAUGGAGAUGCAAGACUUAGCUCAAGUCAUUCCAAGAAGCAGUCUAACUAUGAUAGUGGAUACUCAUUUUCGGAGAAGCCACAAAAAGAUCAUUAUGGGCACAAUGGCUCUCCAGAAGAUGAAAGGAAAAGUUCCAAUAAGGACAAAUAUGAUCGAGAUCACCAUCAUAGGUUCUCAGAUCGAAGCAGUAGUCCUAGCCAGUCACACAAAUGGAAGAGAUAUCCAAGUGAUCGAGAUGAUGAGGUGCUAGCAGAAACCAGGCAUCAUGAAACUAGAAAGCUGUCUUCUAGCAGCUCUAAUUAUCAUGGUUUUAGAUCAUCUUCAUCCUCUAGAUCUGGGGGUGGUUCAAGUGCAAGGAAGGAUGGUCAUAAGUUGAGAGCCAGUGAUAGUCGGAAAAGGAACAUGGCUGAUAAUCACAGUUCAGAACAUUUGGUGUUUAAUUCAUUUAAUGAUAGGUAUACCCCUUCUGAAUGUCAUGACAAAUUGGAAGAUGAUUACUCCACUGCCAGCAGAUUAUCUAGAUCUCGAUGAACUUUAAUGUGAUGAUCCUUGAAUGAUGAGGCUGUGCCGCAUAUGGUGCCAUACUUUUUAACCUAGCAAAUAUCUAGCUCGUGCAUGAGGUUAUCUAGCUUCAGAAAUUUUAUCCUCACGUGUAUCCUCCAUAGUAUCCUUGAAGUUUAUCCCAUUUUCUUAUACGUUAAAUCUUGUCAAAAUCUCUAUUCUUUCAUUGUAUUUUCUCUUUUCCAGAGAGAUCUGCUAUUAACACAUUGUUGCACUUGCAUUAUUUGAUUCGCGUCAUCAAAUAUCAAAAAUGCCAAUUUUACAUCAUCUUUUUCUGUUCUGGGGUUGUCUGAUAUUUCUGGAUUACAAAGGCAGAUUAAUGAAGUCGUCAGAAAAAUGAUUCAUAAAUCAGUUGGUUAUGGUUAUGGUUGUGGAAUUACCAUGUCAUCAAUUGUUUCUAUUUUUACUCUUGUUUGCUAGGGUUUCCACUACGGGAAAUAUUUUGGUGUUGCAUCACUUGUCCUUUUCCUCUUCUUUUCAGUUGUAGUUGGAGUUGGUCAUUCAAAAUCUUACGAGGAAAAUAUAAAAAUGAUGCACUAAAAUGUUUUGUAGAUGUUAGGCAUUGCCAAAUGAUUACUCGGCAAUAUCAUUGAGUAGGGUAAAGUUGUUUCCAGUCUAUUUCUAGUGAGAUGAAGAGAAGUAGUCUAAGCCUGGGAGAGCUUCAAUAUGCAUAAUGAUGAUUUCACUUCAAAAACUUAUUCAUUAUGGAAUGGUAUGGACGAUUAAUCUAGCAUCUUAACAAACAUUUUAGGCUACUACACUCACUACUAGAUUUCAAUCUUAUUCCUGAUGUUCCAUUAGUUCUAACUUUUGCCUUACUUUUAGUGUUCUAAUCAACAGCCCCCCACUAUAUCAUUUAAGUGUGAAGGCAGUCUGCAAAUGAACUUGAUCAGAGAGACCUACAACCGAUGGAGUUUCAGAUCAUCUGUUGCAGGUUGCUCCAUCCUAUAUUGGAGUCUUCUGUAUGUACUUGCGGAUGCUAGAAGUUCCAGUCCAUCUAAACACUAAUGGAUAGGUAGAGGUUGCCGAUAAAAUCAUCCAGCGAAAUCAUAAAGUUAAGUUGGAAGGACUAAAAGGGUUAUGGCUGGAGAGUUGUCAAAUGUGUUGUGAGCCUACUAGACGACAUCACAAACUUCUAUUGGUGAGACUCCUUUUUCACUUGCAUUUGGGUAGAAGUCGUAGUGUUGGUAGAGAUCAGAAUUUCUUCACCUAGGGUCAAACAAUUCGAUCUAGUUGAGAAUGACGAGGCACUUUGGCUAAACCUAGAUUUUUUGGAAGAACACCUUGAGAUUGUGCAUCUUUGACUUGCAGAGUAUAAAAAUUGGGUUGCUCGGUAUUACAACUCCUAUGUGUGUAAGUGGAGCUUUAGAGUAGGUGACUUAAUUUUUAGGUGGGUCAUGCCUAUCACCAAGUAUUCUAGCAGUGGAGUCUUAGGAUCAAAUUGGGAGGAUCCUUAUUAAGUGGUAAAGGUUCUUCGACCUAUAACCUAUAGUUUGGUCGACUUGAGUGGGAAAAGUUUGCCUCAUCUAUGAAAUAUUGAACAUCUGAAAUUUUAUUUUCAUUAGAUUUCUUUUUAUAUUUUUAUAAUGAAUGUUUUGUAUUUUUUGGCUUUGCUUCAAAUUUGUAACGGGAAUUUCAUAGUUUCUUUUCAUUCAAGCAAUAAGAAUUAUCUUUUUCAAAUUUACAACGAGCAUUUUGUCUUCUAACUUACACAAGUAACGACUUUCUCUCAUUAGUAAAAUUAAUUGUGCAUGAGUUGAGGGCAAAGGUACUAAUUUUGUCAACGUAAAGGCUAAAACUACAAGUUUAAAUAGGUUGAGUUGUAGGCUUGAGUUGCAAGCAAAGGCAAGCUACAAGUUUAAAUAGACAAAAGCUAAAGUUGUAAGUUUUAAUAGGUCAAGCUGCAAGCUCGAGCUGCAAGUAAAAAUUGGAUACAAAAUUCAAUAAACAAAUUGAUAUUGCAAGCUACAUUAGAUCAAGCUGCAGCUUGAGCCGCGAGCAAGUGUUACAUGCUAAUAAUGAGUUUAUAAAAAUAAACAACACAAACAACUAACAAAAAUUUUGAGAAAUUUUAAACAUUAUUCAUUUAUAUGCUUAUUAUCAUCAAGUUUAGCCAAGGUUUUUGAGUUAUAGGAAAGUCAGGGACGCCUUGAGGAAAUGUGUUGGUGAAGUUUGAGAUGUCAUGCUAAGGGGCAGUUGGUAGAGGUUGGCUCAUAAAAACACCCAUGCUAUCAAGACUUCGAUUUUCGUCAUCUAACCAAACAUUGACCUUAGAUUGAGCGAAGUUGAGAUCAAUGUUGGAAUUUUAGUAAUGCGUACAGCCAAUGUGACUCUAUACUAGAGAUAGUCAUCCUCCAUUUAGUUGUAUGCUUCUGUAGAAGCCCUCAACCCAAUAUUUGGCAUCUGAUAACUUAGUUCAAGCAUCUUGUAGUUCAGCCUUAGCAAUUGGUAACUUCUUCUCCAAUUGGCUUACUGACACCUAGGAGGCAUCAUAGAGAGAUUGAAGAGUUAUCGGAGAUUUGUGAGAAUUAGCAAGCUUAGUGGACACCUCGCAUAUAGAGUUGAAAUUCGAUCAAAAUCUUCUCGAGGAAUUGAAUUUUGCUUGAGAAGUUCCAUCUUCCCGCACAAUCUCACAUGAUUUUGCUUAUAAUAUUCCACAUCAACAUCUCAUAAGAUACCUGAAGAAAAGAAAUAGGAAAGAUGAAAAUACAUAUAUAGGUUGAAAAACGCAAAUAUAUGAUUUGGUAGAGUCCCUUACCAUGCAAAGGUUUUGCCGGGCUUGUGAAAUACUCGAUCAUGGGUUGAGAUUUUUUCGUUCAAACACAACCAUUGGGCCAUAGCCUGAGACAAAGAAUGCAACCUUGUCACUCUUGGAUUCAUAUUAUUCCAUCUCUCUGCACAAUUUCAAAAAAAGAAAAAGAAGGAAAAAAUGAUACAAAACGGUCAAAACCAGUAUGGAUUGCGAAGUUGAGUUCAAAUGUACAAAGCAAUUCUUGUUGAACCAAGCUCGCUCCGUAAUGGAGCAGAUUGUCACUGAAUCUCGAAAGAUGGAAACUGUGCUGGUCAAGGUGGGCUUGCAGUCGACUUACAAAGCAAAAAAAAAAAAAAGAAAAAAAAA